CAGUUAACGAAGAUGAUGUGAUGUGAUUUUGGGUUUGGAAAAAUAGAAAGUAAAACAAUGUUGAUAUCAAAGACAUUGGCUACUAAUUAAAUCCAGAUGCCCCGUCCUGCAUAUGCAUUUCCAUUUUGUCUCUUCCGUCUGUAUCCAUGCAUAUUCAACAACACACACCGUAGACAACCAACUGCACUUUCCGUGCUCAUACCCUCCAGAUAGCAUCAGCCAUCUUGGCCACCAUGCCCAUCUCUUGUGUGUCGUGUACCCUCACUAUAUCCGCACCGCCCUGAACCGCCGCUGCCACCGUCGCCGCCGUGCCCCACGUCCGUUGCUUCGGCUCCGUGACUCCCGUGAUCCUCCCGACAAAAGUCUUCCGGCUCGAGCCAACAAGCCACGGCAGACCUUGAAGCCCCGGCCAGUAUCGCAGCUCCUCCAGCCGUCGAAGAAUCUCGAGGUUCUGCUCUCCCGUCUUGGCGAAGCCGAUGCCCGGGUCCAGAAUCAUGCGCCACCGCCGGAUACCCGCUGCCUCGGCCGCUGCUACGCGCUCGAGGAGCUCAGAUGCUAUUGUGGGAAUGAGUCCGUCUGGAUACGAGGUCAUCUCUGUCAUGGUCUGCGGAGUGCCGCGCAUAUGCAUCAGACAUAUCGUUUUCUCCAGACGGGCGACGGUGGAAAGCAUGUCUGGGUCCAGCAGACCAGCCGAAACAUCGUUGAUGAUAUCUGCUCCACUGGCAAUAGCUUCCUCAGCAACGGAUGCGCGAUACGUGUCGAUGCUGAUAGCCACAUCACGAGCUUCAGGAAGCGAUCGAAUCAGCUGAACAGCAGGCACAACUCGAGAUGCCUCUUCCUCGGCUGAUACUUCUGGUCGACCAGGGGCAGUUGACUGGCCGCCAACAUCGAUAAUCGAAGUUCCAUUGUUGACCAUAUUCACAAUCGUCUGAGCGAGGUUAUCUCGAUCGUGAAAGCCACCAUCUGAAAACGAAUCCGGCGUCAAGUUGAGAAUGCCCAUGACAUGGGUCUUGCGCUUUGCAGCAAGAGGCGUCAAAGAACCCGCCGUCGAAGAAAGCGGUGUCAUGGAAGACAAUGGCUCGCCAAGGGGCAGCUCAUUUAGAUUAUCCUGAAUGAGCUUCCACGGCUUCGCCGGAUCCAAUGAUUUUGCCGGAAUGAGUCUGCAGCUUGCCGUUAGAAUACCUCGAUUGUGUUUUUCUGUGCAACGUACUCGGCCAGGGGUCUGAGAACAAACUCCCGCUCUAAUAUGCCAAUAUGGGGAAUCUUGAGCCGCUCGUGGUCAACCUUUUCGUCGCCGUACAGAAGAAUGUCCAAAUCAAUGUUACGCGGGCCCUUGUCGAUGACCUUCUUUCGUCCCAUGUCAUUCUCAAUGGCUUGCAGUUGAUCUAGAAGAGCUAUAGGGUCAAGUUCUGUCUCGACCUAGUGGGUUGGUCAGCGCGGGAACGCGAACGGACGUUUUUGAUAUACAUACCUCACAAGCGCCAUUGACGAAACGAUCCUGGUCGGUUACAUACAUGGGCUCUGUUUCCCAGAGGCUACUGGUCCUCUUGACUUUGAUUCCUCGGCGGUCCAUCUCGUUGCAUGCCCGCUCAAUCUCAGCAACUCUGUCUCCCAUAUUGCUUCCAAGAGCGAUAUAUGCCGUCUUCUUUUGCGGUCCGCUGCUCCCACAGCCACCUCCACUUGCGCAAGCACAUCCACAGGCAUUGCGCUUAAGUCCAGGCAUUUUGCAUCUCACAAGAGGACGAAGGCGCGCAUGAUGGACAUAAGAUCGCUGGUGAGGCCUUGUUGACGUCAACGAACAUCGCGAGGCAGUGGCGAAAGCCAGAACAGAGCCGGGAGAAGCAUCGUGGCCGGUGCUUCUGAGGCUCUGAAUAAGCGGUCGCGAUGAGAGAAGCAGUUGUCUCAUGGUGAGUGGUGCUGCUUCAGCUACAUGACCGACGAUUCAGAACAUGUUGUUGAGUGAGUUCGGAGGAUUGAGGCCGAGAAAAUUUGCGUUAACAAGACACUAGGGGUGGGAAUAGUGUCUUCAACGGUGCUAGCAGCUGUUGAAGUCUAAAAGGCUGAGUACGAGGCUGUAGCGGAUUUUGCGAUACUUUUGGCGGAGAAAAUAAGCUGACGAGAGCGGCAUAGGGCUGCGCGGUUGAGCUCAUGCAUUUCCGAGCUGACUGUACGGGAAUGAGAUGCAUUGAUUUCCCAUGUGAGGUGGUCGUCAUGAUUCAUGUCACGGGGUCUUUUGAGUCUUGGUCUUUGCUGACUGGUUCUGCCGUUAGCACCGAGCACAUGUCAGAGACGUUGAACAUGGGGGCCAACCUCGAUAGAUUACUAAGCUUACCAUUCUGGGUAGGUUGAGAAAAGCCAGGAGAGCGAAGAGAACAGCACAAUCAUUUUAGCAGGUGCUUCGGCUUUACCGAGUUCCGUUGUUAACAGUCAGGCCAUUUUCUUGUUAACAGCUUCUCCUCUUUCGUCCCGAGGCAUCUUCCCCGGAUUCAAAGUGAUACUAUCCCCAAUGCGGGAACUACUCCUACUCCACACUCUUCCUGCCCAGGCUGAGACGAGACUCCAGACCUCGGCAUGUGGUCCCUCCUUCCUAGUUCCUGCCAUCGCGAACCGUGCUUCUAACCUCUUUCCCUGCGAAACCCCCUCUCUAUCUGCUGAUUCUUUUUAUACCCCGGAUUUCUUCUCCAACUCUCGACUCUCUGCUUCUUUAUCAAUCAAUCUUGCUCCUGAUUCCACCACCAGAAGCAAGAAGACAGUUCUCCUCAGACGCGACACGAUAGCAUCAUCUAGACAAGACAAACAGACAAGCAGACAACAUGGCAUCACCACAGAAGCUCCGAACUCCCAUCACCGAUCUUUUCAAGAUCCAACACCCCGUCCUCCUCGCGGGCAUGAACGUUGCCGCCGGCCCUAAGCUCGCUGCCGCUGUCUCCAACGCUGGUGGUCUCGGUGUCAUUGGUGGUGUCGGAUACACUCCUGACAUGCUGCGCGAGCAAAUCGCUGAGCUCAAGAGCUUCCUCAAUGACAAGAACGCUCCCUUCGGUGUUGAUCUGCUCCUUCCCCAGGUCGGCGGCAGCGCUCGCAAGACCAACUACGAUUACACCAAGGGUAAGCUCAACGAGCUCGUCGACAUUAUCAUCGAGGAGGGCGCUAAGCUCUUCGUCUCUGCCGUCGGUGUUCCCCCCAAGGCUGUCGUCGACAAGCUCCACGCCAAUGGCAUUGUUUACAUGAACAUGAUCGGUCACGUCAAGCACGUCCAGAAGUGCCUCGACCUCGGCGUCGAUAUCAUUUGCGCUCAGGGUGGUGAGGGCGGUGGCCACACUGGCGAUAUCCCCACAACCGUCCUCAUCCCCGCUGUUGUCGAUAUUUGCAAGAAGCACAAGUCUCCUCUCACCGGCGGCCCCGUUCAGGUCAUCGCUGCUGGUGGUAUCCACAACGGUCAGCUCCUCGCUGCUGCGCUCAUGAUGGGCGCUGGCGCUGUCUGGGUCGGAACCCGAUUCAUCCUCACUGACGAGGCUGGUGCCCCCAAGGCUCACAAGGAGGCUGUCCGCACAUCUGGCCAUGACGACAACAUCCGCACCAUCAUCUGGACCGGCCGUCCCAUGCGUGUCCGUAACAACGACUACAUCAACGACUGGGAGGUCAACCGCCAGGCCGAGAUCAAGGAGCUCGUCUCCAAGGGUGUUAUCCCCUACGAGGCUGACCUCGACAAGCUCGCUGAGGCUGCUAGUGAUAACGAUAGCGACGACGAUGAGGAUCUGUUGGACAAGUACCGACCUUACCUCAUGGGUAAGUGCGCUGCUGUUGUCAACGAGCAGAAGCCUGCCAAGGCUGUCGUGGAUGAGUUCGUAGACGACGCUGUUGCUUGGUUGCAAAGGGGCAACAAGAUGAUUGCCAAGCUGUAAAAAACCUAUAAGAUACCAUGUCUUGUCAUUUAUCCUUGAUUUUUUAGUAUAUUUGUAGACUACGAGCAUAGUUUGCUUGGAUUUACCAUUAGCAGCAUCAAUUCAAUUGGAUUAGCAUUCCUCAUAACGUCUCCUUG
This is a messenger RNA of Fusarium odoratissimum NRRL 54006, 4039 nucleotides long. RefSeq names its product oxidoreductase. Gene Ontology annotation, molecular function: nitronate monooxygenase activity. Bases 2814 to 3902 code for a protein of 362 amino acids. The transcript has 3 exons. The record is from RefSeq and is a predicted model, not a curated record. Lineage: Eukaryota; Fungi; Ascomycota; Sordariomycetes; Hypocreales; Nectriaceae.